Molecule: messenger RNA, 5119 nt
Organism: Neodiprion fabricii
Lineage: Eukaryota; Metazoa; Arthropoda; Insecta; Hymenoptera; Diprionidae
Exons: 11
Coding region: 163-5079 (1638 amino acids)
Biological process (GO): tRNA methylation
Cellular component (GO): cytosol
Source: RefSeq, a predicted model, not a curated record
UGCAAAAAAUUCCGAGAACAAUACGAGAAAUUCUGCCCUGCUCAAUGGGUGAAACAUUUUGAUCGUAAACGAAAUUACCUUAAAUUCAAGGAGCAGAUCGAAAAUGAGGGGAUUCCGAAUUCAGCUCAAAAGGGGUAUCCAAAUUCAGUGGUAUAAUUUGGCAUGGAUAUGGAAAAAGUUUUGAUGGAAUUGAAAGAAAGCAAAAAAGAUGGAAGUCUACAAAUUUUUAGAAAAUUGAUAACUUGUGGAACAACUCCAAUUUGUAAGCUGAAAGAAAGGGUACCAGAUAAACAAGCCAUGUGGCAGCCAGUUUUAAUGGAAUUAUUGGAAAUUUUGGCAAAUAAUCGGGACUACGGCAAAGAGCAAAUUUUACUUAUCCCUCACGCGUUUUUAGUGCUGCUUUAUGAGCAAUAUGAUAUUGAUGAAUUCAAAAGGGUUUUGCAAAGUUAUUUGCAGUUGGACAAGAAUCCCUUACAUUCCUUCAAUACAGAUUAUGACAUUCAAGACAUUGAUUUGUUCAAAUUGCUAAUUACCCAUGGAUACUUGCAAGUCAAUCGGAAGUCGAUUUACGCUGGAGAGAUAUGUAAAUUACCAUUCGAAGUGUUAUAUAAAAAUUGUACACGAUAUACAAAAUAUACAUACCUUGCUUACAAGGUAUUAUACGCAUGGCUUCAGAGAACAUCAAAGACUGAUUUUUGGGAGAAGAAUGAUUUUAUCUUUGAGAAAAAAUUGGAAAUCAUCAUCUUCUCCAAUUGGAAUAACUCGAUAAAAGAAGUCAGCAAACAAAAUUCUACCUCAAUCUUCAAUCAAUAUUUAAGAAUAAUGAACCAAAAGUACGAAGGAUUUCUGCAGUUUCUAUUUAAAGAUUGCCUUGAUAAUAUAUCUUGGCUAAAUGAGACUAAGUAUGUCAUUUUAUCUGAGGUAUUCGAUGUAUGGGACAAUGUUAACGUAAUGGUCCAAGGAGAUUUUAUCUUAUGUACGUUUACAUGCUUGACAAAAAAUUAUUUGCGCAGUUCUGGUACUAGACUGUAUAACAUAAUCUCAACUAAACUUGGUGAAACGCAAUGGAAAAACGCUUUUGGAUAUCCCAUCAGCCAUAUGGUUCGUCAAUGGGAAUCUGGGUCACAAAAAAAUGAUCAAGCUCUUCAUUGGCUUUGUACUCAAUGGCUUGAGCCUACAGUUAAAAAGAACCCUACGCUCUUAUCAUUUCUGUGGGAUCUGAGCAAAAACGCGCAUAAUAUUCUCUUUCGCUCACAUCUGGAAAGAAUUUUUUCUCAAACACGUAAACUACAAGAAGCUGGAACUGUACACACUUUAAUCGAUCAUUGCGAUGAAUACUUGAGAUUGAACAGCUUUGCAAUACACUGCCAAAAGCUCAUUUGUUUUAAAAAUGAGAAUGUGGAAAAUCAUUUCUUCGUCAUAAAGCAUUUCUUGUUCUAUAACGCCAAUUCUAAUUCAACGUUUUUGAGACGUGGUAUCAUCAAAUAUUUUAAAAUUUUUUUGUUCAACUUAUUGAAAUCUUGUACUACUCAGCAACAUUACAAUGUUGAAGUAUUUUCUAUUUUUUAUUGGUUACACCGAUUUUUUCUGGACUGUUUUGAGAUCGGUUCGUGUUAUCAACGGAAAGUGUUGGGAAUAAAGUUAUACGAAACAAUUUUAUUUUAUAUGAACGAGAGAGAAAUAAGCAAUGAAUUGAGCAACGAUCCUCGACAUAGAGAUGAGCUGAGAAAUGGGUUCAAAAUGAAACAACAAUUGGAAAAGUUCGGCGAAUGGACCUUUACAAAUAAAAUGAGUCUGUUGUGGCUGCUUAAACUGAUAUUGGACCCUGCAACUGAUGUUAAAGAAAUUUCUGCCAACAUUAUUUUAGAACAUUUCCAAAAGAGUUCUUUAAAUGAUUCUGAGUUAAAGAUAAUAUUUGAUACAGCAAUAAUGAAGUGUAACUCGUCUAAGUUCUAUGAAACUGAAAGUGGAUCAAUGCUUAUUAAAAUACUUUCAAAGUGGCGUCCGUUUCAUGAAAUAACUGCGAUAAAAUUAGAAUCUAUGUCGCAUGAACGUUGUGAAUUUUACAAGUCGUUAACAAUGCACACGAAAUACACAGAAUAUCUUUUACACGAAGCUCAUAAGCAACUGGCUGACAUAAAACGAGAUAUUCUAAGAGCUGCAAUGCAAAAUUCACCUUUUCAUGGUACUUUAACGGCGAUAUUGAAUGUUGGCUUCCAAAAUGACUUAGAAACAGAGUUGAUGACCCCAGAGUUUGCGGAAAACUUAUUGGAACUUUUGGAAGAUGCUGUGCACUUUUUACUAUCGUUACUGUCUUCAAAAUCAAGUAACCAUGAUUUUUCGUCUUCUUUCGCAGAAAUGGGAUUAGCAAUUGACACAACUGUAAAAGACAGUGAAAUUUCUGAUGACUAUGAUGAUACCAUCCUUUCACCAGCGCAUCAAUUAGUUAUUACUUGCAUUUGGAUAUCGCUAAAGGCAUCGUGUGAACUAGCUACCGAAAUCGGGAUGUUAACAUACUCAUACAAGACAGUCGAACGUUCUGCAAGUGUGAUUACUUUGGUACUAACGAAAUGUCGUCAUAAAGGUGCCAUCGAAGCUGCCGGUGUAGCAAUCGGCCAUUUAACUAGAAAAUUAGUGAACGUCAAAGGAUACAGUAAUCUACCAGAAGAAUGGCUGACUAAUUUAAUAUCUGGUCAUAAGAAUAAUCCAAAUUUAACAAGACGGAGCGCCGGUUUAGCGAUAAUGUUUCAUCGAAUUGUCGCAAAUGAUAAUAGGCAUGGUAAACCAUUGGUACACACUACGAUCAGAAGUUUACUAAAUUUGUUAGAGGGAACACAGGAGGUUCCAGGAAAUUUUCAACGAAACUCAAAUUGUACUACAUCAAAGGAGGAUAAAAACGAGGUUUAUCAAGACCUACCACGCGCAAAACACUUGCAUUUCAUUCAGAGACUAGUUUCCGACAGCGAUUUGCAUGCUCAAAUUGUUCCCUACUUGGAGAGAAUCACUAUGGAAUGUUUCAAAAAUCUUCAUUCUCAAGUAUGGACUGUUCGGAAUGCCAGUCUUCAAUUAUUUGGCGCAAUAGUUCCGAGGAUAUCUGGCCCGUGUAAUGGGAAUCAAACGUUAGACUUUGGAAAUGGUUACUCAGUGGAUCAUUUUAUCACCCACUAUCCAGAGUUGGCAAAUCAUGUACUAUCGGAGUUGAAAAAUGCUGCUUCCUGGGACAAUAAUUUGGACAAUACAUUGAAGAGUCAUUCAGCAACUAUACCGAGCAUAAUUCUUUUGUCUAGAAUGUCUGUGGGUGGAUCUGACUUGGUAGAUUAUUCAUCAAAAACAUACAUUUCUAGUGUGAAGCAGAAUCUGAAAUUACUGUUCCGUAGUCCGAUUGCUAAUGUAAGAAUCCUAGCAGCUAAAGCUUAUGCCGCACUAGUUACAUUACCUCAGAUAAGUUGGGAAUGCCUUAAGUUGAAACAGGUUGUACAAAACAUUCAUCAUCCAAAUGAUCUUCAUGGCUACAUGUAUGCAAUAAAAUACGUGAGCGACAAAUUGCAGAUGGAAAGCAAAAGUGUUAAUCCACACUGUAGUACUAACAAGCCUGAUACUUAUUAUCGACCGCAGCAUUCUCUACAAUCCAAGAUAAAUUGUCCAGCUGAUUAUCUCUCAAUUCAACAUUCGCAAAACACUUUGUCUGAACAUACAGUAUCAAAAAAUGCAGCAAAGAGUUUGUCACGAAUUUCUGCAAUAAAGAAAUCCUGGAAUGAUCUGUACUAUGGUAAAAUGAAAAUAAACUUAUGCUAUGUCGUUGAAGCAAUGUCUUUAGUGGCAUUUGAAAAUUUAGAAAGUUACGAUGACAUUUUUUUAUUCAAUGAAAUUGGACAAGAUGUAGAUCCUGUUUUAAAAUCAGAAAGCAAUAAACCAGGAUUUAGUGAAUUUAUUGCCACAUCAACUCGACUCUAUGUACAACAUGUGAAUCGUACUCGUAACAUCGACCAUGAAAAAUUAGUUAAAAUUCUCAAAUCUCAGUGCACUGAUCAGAGCGUGACUCUUUUGGACAACUUGAAAUACGACGUACCCGUUCAAGAUAUCGUUCUGAAUAAUAUUCUGCAAGUGUUUCCUGAUUGUAACGAGGCUCUGUUAGAUGCAAUGAUUCGUUACUUAAGCGAAUCUAUUAGAAAUUCUGCAAUUUUCUCUACCACCCCAGUCGGAAUUGGAGAUAAAUCAGCAGUGCUAUGUUUUUCACACCUCUCAUUACAUAAUUACGAAAUCACGAGAAAGGUGCAUCAAUUAAAGCAGAAGAUCAAAGAAGAUAGAAAAUAUUGGAAGCUGGAAUUAUUUUGUCAUAUUCUAAUUAAUACACUCGACUUCGACAGUGUCGCAAUUAAUGAUUUGGAACUUUACUGCUUCGCCAAAUCUGUUGACAGUGAUGAAAAUCUCCGUAAAAUAGCAAUUGAUUGUACAUCGUGUUUGUUGUUGCAUUUUCCAAGAAUUGAAAAUAGCAAUAAAUUAAAAAUCCUAAGGCUGUAUUUAAAUUUGUUGAAGGAUGAAAUAUCAGACAUAAGGGAAUUAGCCAGAUCUAGCUUUGUAAAUUUCUUUGAUAGUAAUUUUGCCGCUCAGAGCAUACCUCCAUUUAGUGAGACUCUGUAUUAUAAAAUUUUAGAUGAGAUUAUUAUGAAUAAAACUAGACAUGCUACUUUUUCGAUAAUGGAGAUAGUCGAUUUUUUUUUAGAUUGCUUGACAUUCAUAAACUGUCCAAAAGAUUUCAAAGUGUUAGUUGAAAGUCCAUUUGAUCAUGAAGAUCACGCAACGUCUGCAGAGGAAACUAAACUUUUAAAUAUCAUACAUUUUAGUAUUUCACAUAUACAGAAGAACCAAUCUGUAGAUAAUUUACAUAUAGGUGAAAAUAUUAUUAUAACAGACUCUUUUAAUGUAAUACGGGCCAAAAAUGAUAUUCAAAGUGAGGGUAGUCCAGAAUAUUCUGAUCUGAAAACUAUUCUGGAUCUUAAUUACAGUGAUUGCAUGAUAACUAAAAGAAACCUUGUUCUUAAAUCAUGCAAUUCAAUUAUAGAAUCAGUGAAGAGCUGAAAUUUCCCAACAAUGAAUGAGAAACGGCAAAUUGUAAAUA